Messenger RNA from Acanthocheilonema viteae, 2232 nucleotides. Lineage: Eukaryota; Metazoa; Nematoda; Chromadorea; Rhabditida; Onchocercidae. The record is from the annotation of a GenBank genome assembly.
AUGUGUAACGAUUCUGGGAAAAUUAGCGGUGAUGUUCGGGAGAAAUUUCACAGAACAGUACCAUUUUUAAUAACAUCAAGUGAAGAUCUAGCAUGGGGUGUACGAAAGUCAUCAUGUGAGGUGUUCGUUGACGUCGCAAAUAACUGUACGAUGGAAACGAAAGAGCGCAAACUUGCGCCACGUUUCAUUACACUACUUCAUGACACUUCACGCUGGGUAACACAUGUUGCAUUCCAACAGCUUGGUCGCUUCAUUGCAACAUUUGCAGAUGAAAAUCGUACGGGCCUUGAAAUAAGGGAUGGCCGAUUAGUUGUUGCAAAUUCUGAUAUAGCGGAAGAUGGCAAAAGUACGCGAAAUAACAAUAGAACUAAUGGAACAGUUAUAGAAGAGGACGAAAAUGAACUAUACUGUAAGCUGCCUCCAGGUGUUGUAUUUCCGGAAUCGGAUGCAGGUGACGAGUCAAGAAAAUCUUCAAGUUCAUCAUCACCUCAGGAUCAAAGUUAUGUAUUAAAUGAAUUAACUUGCUUAUUGGAUUCAUGGGAUUCAUGGGCUUUGUCUACUGAUUCUGUUGACUCAGAGAACUUGCUUGCUCACGAUUCUAUGGAUUUGGAUAUUGCAAAUGGUGUUGCGGCAUCAUGUUCAACGCAUUCUGACUUAACAAAAUUGAUACUUGCUGAUAAUGAUGAUAGUAGUGAUGAAGAUAACAAUGAUAUUGACAAAAUCGAUGAACCAUGUCCGAUGGAUAUUGAGGACGACGAUAUAGAAAUUUGUUUUGAGGCAAAGUCAUACGGAAAAAGUACAACAACCAAUUACAAUAACAAUAAUAAAAGCAAAGAUAAGGAUGAUGUAAAGAAACUUGUAGCUGAAUUUUUUGAACGGCGUUCAGAUUUAUUUCACCAUUCAUCAAAACACAGGUUGAAUGAUGCAGAAACUGUAGUUGAUAAACACUCGGAAGAUGAUAGUUAUAUUAUGGAGGAGGAUGAUUUAGAUGAAUUAGAUGGAGUUUCGGAUGAAAUGAAUAAAGCUCCAACGAUUUUGUCAGAGAUAUGUCUAUCAGCUGAUUCUGUUGAAGAUGAUGAAAAUAAAGGGACCACAUCUUCAGCCAUCAGUAUUACAACACAGAUGGUUAUACCACAAGCUCUGCUUGACAGUUUCGUGCAUAUGGUCUCAUCGUGUGAUAAUGCAGAUAGUGAAAUAAACCGGCAGUGUGCCCAUAGUUUUCCAGCUGUUGCCUUUACCCUUGGUCGCAGUAACUGGCCUUGUAUUAUGGGUACAUAUAAGCAGUUAGCAUCAGAUAUGCAAUGGCGUGUUCGGCAGACGUUGGCAUCAUCGAUCCACGAAAUCGCAGCAAUUAUUGGAAAGGAAAAUGCAGAUAUUCAUUUAGUACCUGUAUUUGAACGAUUCAUGGAAGAUGUGGAAGAUGUGAAACUUGGGUUACUGAAUCAUUUGUACGAUUUUUUUAAGCUCGUAACACCUGUUACAAGGCGAAAAUUAAUAUCUCUCUUGCCUAAUUUUUUACAUUCCAAUGCUGAUAGUGGACGUAAUUGGAGGCAGUGUAUUCUUCUAUGUGAUCUCUUUUCUAUGCAUGACGUUAAUGAAUAUUUGGCCGCUAUAGCUUUAACAUUAGCUAAUAAUAGAAUAUCAGAUGUGCGGAAGGAAGCAACUGUACUGUUGGCAAAAAUAUUAGGAAAAUUUGUUAGUGAAGAGUGGACUUCGGAUUGUACUGAUUCUUGCAGAAUUGAUAUGUCAUUUAUUCCAAUCACCUAUUCAUUUAUCACUGACAUUGUGAAGGGAUUUGCUAGAUCAAUGAACUGGCGAAGGAGGCAGACAUUUGCUUUGUUCUGUGAAAAAAGUCUGAAAGAUGAAGUGUUAAACUACGAUCAGUUCUCAUUGUUAUUACUGAAUGAUUUGAUAAGGCUAGCAGGAGAUCCGGUAGCAAAUGUACGCUUGGCAUUCGUACGAUCUCUAUCAAAAGCUCGUGGUCGAUACGCUUUCGGUAGAUCAUGUGAUUCAUCAAUUGUACAACAUAGUCUCGAAAUGUUGCUUUCCGAUAAAGAUCUAGACUGUAGGCGAGCUGCUCGAAUUUCACUUGGAAUUCCGGAUACUGAAAGUGCAGUUAAUGCAGAAGAUUACGCUCAACGGCUCCGUGAAACGAGCGAAAUUCUUUCAGCCAAAUAUCACACCAAUCGACUUAUGUCUUCCGACCAUAAAACAAUCCCGAAAGCAGUCUGA